Molecule: messenger RNA, 2148 nt
Organism: Gordionus sp. m RMFG-2023
Lineage: Eukaryota; Metazoa; Nematomorpha; Gordioida; Chordodea; Parachordodidae
Exons: 4
Coding region: 139-1317 (392 amino acids)
Source: RefSeq, a predicted model, not a curated record
AAGAGAUUUAUAAAUUACCUUGAUUUCCUAAAAGCCGGAUUAAAAUUUUGCCAAUAAUUAUAAACAAUAAUAAAUUAAAACUUCUUAAGAUUCUCAAACUUAGUAUCCCAUACAUUGAACAAUUCAACAAAUUAAGUCAUGACAGUCAAAUUUGUGCCAAUAAAAGUGUCAUUGCCCAUAUUAGUCACAUCAGGGAUCAUUAUACUCCUAAGCCUGGUACUUUGUUGCUAUUUAAAGAGUCUCCAAAAAAAGAUUCGGGUUGAACAGGGUUACAAAAUAUCGUCUUAUAAGCCCAGAAAAUCAGCAUCUUGCGAAGCCUGUGCCAUAUGUCUCGACGAUUUCCAACCUAUGGAAAAAAUCGUUGUUUCUAGAUGUCAACAUUCUUUCCAUAACAAAUGCCUGGAGAGAUGGCUUGAAGUCAAAAAUUCUUGCCCUAUAUGCUUAGCCCCCAUCAAAAAGAUAACGACCCAGGAUGAUGCUACGCUUACUCCUAAUUGUUCUGUCAUCGUUAUUACAUCCUCAAAUACUGCAACAUUAGACCACGUGAUCAAUAAUCAUAUUCAUCCUAUCAACACUUGUCAAAUGAAUAAUAAUAUGACUUGUUCAAAUGGCAGGAACUUGAGUCCUGUCACCAUUACUUCAAUUCUCUUCAACUCGAACGAAUCAAAGAGUUGUCAGACGAAUGAUAAUGUUAUCAACAUUAUGGACAGUGCCAAUGUUACGAGCAACGGAAGCGGAAGAAAUUUGGCCAACGAUUUACCUCUCCCCAAUGUUAAUAAUAUACAAAUUUUCACUCCUUCUCAAUAUCCUCAGCAGGCAAGCAAAAUCAUUAAUAACAGUUUUUCUCCUUCAUCAUCUAAUAUUAAAUCUGCCAACAUAGUCUAUCACGUGUCUACGUCUAAUGAUUUAGCUAUAAGCCCCGAAAAACUUGUCUCAAAGAGCCAAAACGUCAUGUCAUUCAAUCUCAACGAUAAACAUUUAUUGUACCCAGUGUUAACCGAUCGACAAGCAUCAUCUGACGUUUUGGGGAUUCGUGAUAACAAAUACAAAGGUUUUUAUUUUUCGUCCUCGACUAAAAAUAACAAUUCCACGACCAAGUACCAAAAACACGACAAAGGUGUAUUACUCAUGCACAAUGAAGAUUUUUUAGAAGCAAAAAAUGAAAAUUCGAUCCCAAAAAACGGCAAUGAUUUUUUUCGUAUUUCUUCUCAGCCCAAUUUUAUGGAUGUUUAUCAAUACUCCGAAGUGGCCCAAUCCUCGUCCUCGCCUUUCUCCGUAUCAUCCUAUGAUUUUACUCAAAAAUUACCCGAAAUAUAAAUUUGCAAACUUGAGAUUUCCUUUAAUAUUUCCUAUUUUUUAUCCUAGUCCUUAGAUUUUUUUUGCACUUAACUGGAUCUGCUCAGUUUCCCAUUAUAUAUAUUUUUAAUUUGAAAAUAAGAAUAUCCAAAACCACAAACCUCUCCCUUCAUUCUCCCUCCUACCCAAAUUCAAGUUUACAAGUUGAUCUCAUUUCUCAUAACUAAUUAAGAGGUAAUAAAACAAAACAAUUAACUAAAAUGAAAACUAAAACUACUAAUAAUUUUUUUUAUAUAUUAACAUUUUAUUUAUAAUCAAAAAUUAACAAAGUGGUAUGCUCAAUUUAAAAAAACGAAUAUCCCAUUUUUCACCGUUUUCUGAUGAAUAAGACAAUUAUAUUUAUAAACGCUAAAGGAAUAUGACUAAUUGAAUUAUUAAAUUUUGUUUGUAUUUAACAAUUGAACGAUGAGUUGUUAAAUUUAUAAUAUAUGUACUUACUAUACUAUACAAUACAUUAUUUAUAUGCUAUCAUAAAUUAUAAAAUCAAUAUAUUCAGUAUUAUAACGUUACAACUUACAAUAAAACAAAACAUCAUUACAGUGACCACCUUAGCUCUGCCAUGAUUGCAAUUACAGGGUAUUUCAUUGGAGGAACCUCGCCGAUUUACCAAAUUCUGUAAAUGAGAUCCAAUAAAAAUGCUCACUUUAUUGAGAUAGAUGCUAAAUAGUUACUGUUGAUGAUUUUAUUGUGAAUUAUCUCGUUUACUCGUUAUUUAUGUUUGUAGUCUUUUUUUUUAAUUAAUAUUAUUAUUAUGCUUAAUUUAAACAUUAUAAAGCGUUUGUCAUUAUUUAA